Messenger RNA from Aphanomyces invadans, 1465 nucleotides. RefSeq lists its product as hypothetical. Lineage: Eukaryota; Oomycota; Saprolegniomycetes; Saprolegniales; Verrucalvaceae. The transcript has 11 exons. Gene Ontology annotation, biological process: microtubule cytoskeleton organization; protein polyglutamylation. Bases 28 to 1068 code for a protein of 346 amino acids. The record is from RefSeq and is a predicted model, not a curated record. Gene Ontology annotation, molecular function: tubulin binding; tubulin-glutamic acid ligase activity. Gene Ontology annotation, cellular component: cilium.
CGGACGCCAGAUCUUCAGGGAACCGACAUGGACCUGCGGAAGCGGCAACUGCGGCCAGACAGUCGCGAGAGAAGGCCUGCGCCGUCCCCGCGUGACCCGAAUGUCAAGGUUCGCUUCCGUACGUCACUCCACAACACGGUGUGUGACGUCAUGUCGAGUUUGGACGGGUGGGGAGAGACCGAUAGCGAAAUGGAUUGGGACUUGCAUUGGGCCGACGUGGGUUGGAUCCGAGAGUACUAUGAUUUGGUACAACCCAAGUUGCACGAGCACCAGCGCCUGAAUCACUUCAAGAACCAUUACGAGUUGACGCGGAAGGAUCUGCUCAUCAAGAACUUGAAGCGCAUGAAGAAGCAACAAGCCAAAACGGAGGUCGGCGUCGCCGCCGCCGACUUUUGGAGUUUGACGUUUGUGCUGCCGAUGGAGUACGGGAUGUUCCUGGAAGAGUUCAAGAGGUACCCCGGCGCCAUGUGGAUCAUGAAGCCGAUCGGAAAGGCCCAAGGAAAAGGCAUCUUUUUGUUUGAAAAGCUCAGCCAGAUCAGCGACUGGAAAAAAGACCACACGUGGAAGUCGGACGGGCUGCAGGCCAAGACCUCCGACACGUACAUUGUGCAAAAGUACAUUCAGAAUCCCUACACCAUCGGCGGCAAGAAGUUCGAUCUGAGGCUGUACGUCCUCGUGACGUCGUUCUCGCCGCUGGUCGUGUGGAUGUACCGCGCAGGCUUUGGACGGUUCUCAAACGCCCGGUACUCGCAAGCCAAGGCCGACAUGGAUAAUUUGUACAUGCAUUUGACGAAUGCGUCCGUGCAAAAGACUGCGCACGACUACGACAAGAGCAUGGGGUCCAAGUGGCCACUCGACUCGAUCAAGCAGUUUUUGGUCUCCAAGCAUGGCGUGCGCGCCGUCGACAGCCUCUUUUACGACAUUCAGAGCGUCAUCACCAAAUCGCUCGUGGCCGUCCAGCCCAUUCUCAUUCAGGACAAACACUGUUUUGAACUGUACGGGAGGUACUGGCAAUCGCAUGGCGAGCGUCACUCGAGUGGCCAGCAUGGUUUGCAGCCAUGUGGCUGACUUGCCUUCGCGACGCAGACACGAACGAGGACUACGGGUUGAAGUGGAACUUAGUCGCGCACACGAUGCAGGUCGUGGACAUGCUGAAAACUCGAACGGGCGCGGAGCGACACGUGGGUGGAUUUGACUUGAUUUGGGACGGUGGCCCGCUCCAAGACGCCCACCCCGAUGGGUACUUGACGUACUUGGGCUGCGCAUUCGACCGAUUGCCGCACAAACGGCCAGCCAAGGCAUGAAUCGUGGAGAAGAAAGACGUCAGAUAGUCCGAUGCUUGCGAUAUUCGGUUUGGGCUGUCUUGUCGAGUUGUCGUGGCGCUGCUUUUGUCUUAAGACAACUUUUGUGGGAACGCCGUCGUCCCUUCCACCAAAAGCGGUGUCCCUUGGUGCUGACGCGGUUG